Camelina sativa (false flax) is the source of this 1228-nucleotide messenger RNA. Its product is annotated as GATA transcription factor 2-like. NCBI's taxonomy places the organism in Eukaryota, Viridiplantae, Streptophyta, Magnoliopsida, Brassicales, Brassicaceae. The record is from RefSeq and is a predicted model, not a curated record. Gene Ontology annotation, biological process: positive regulation of DNA-templated transcription; cell differentiation. Gene Ontology annotation, cellular component: nucleus. Gene Ontology annotation, molecular function: sequence-specific DNA binding; zinc ion binding.
CUCACGGUGCAUGGUCACUCUCUCUGCACGUUCUCUUGCGCUCUCUCUCUCUCUCUCUCUCUCUCAUCAUCUCCCCUAUUAAAGACUCUUCUCUAACCAGUCACACAGAGAGUGAGAAAGACAGAGUCAGAGAGUCUUCUUCUGCAAUAGCUCUAGAGCGAGAGAGAGAAAGGUCAUCAUAAGAAUGGACGUGUAUGGCUUAUCUUCACCAGACUUACUUCGAAUCGACGACCUUCUUGAUUUCUCCAACGAAGACAUCUUCUCCGCCUCUUCUAACUCCGGUGGUUCCACCGCCGCUACUUCCUCUUCUUCUUUCCCUCCUCCUCAAAACCCUAGUUAUCACCACCACCAUCUCCCUUCAUCCGCCGAUCAUCACUCCUUCCUCCACGACAUUUGCGUUCCCAGUGACGACGCAGCUCACCUCGAAUGGCUCUCGCAGUUCGUCGACGACUCUUUCGCUGAUUUCCCGGCGAAUCCAUUAGGAGGAACCAUGACUUCAGUCAAAACCGAGACUUCGUUUCCAGGGAAACCAAGAAGCAAACGAUCAAGAGCUCCAGCUCCUUUCGCCGGAACAUGGUCACCGAUGCCACAGGAAUCCGAACAGCAGCAGCUUCACAACGCCGCAAAAUUCAAGCCGAAGAAAGAACAAUCCAGCGGAGGAGGAGGAAGACACCCGUCGUCGUCAUCGGAGUCAGGGGAAGGAUCAGGAGGGAUGAGGAGAUGUACUCACUGUGCAUCAGAGAAGACGCCACAAUGGAGGACAGGACCACUCGGACCUAAAACGCUAUGUAACGCUUGUGGAGUCCGGUUUAAAUCCGGUAGACUUGUACCGGAAUAUAGACCGGCUUCUAGUCCUACUUUUGUUUUGACUCAGCAUUCAAACUCUCACCGGAAAGUUAUGGAGCUUCGACGGCAGAAAGAAGUUAUGAGACAACCACAACAAGUUCAACUUCACCACCAUCAUCACCAUCCGUUUUAGUAAUCAUCACUUCACUUCCCCUCGUCGUUACUUUUUUCUUUUUCCGGAGGUUUUUUUUUUUUCUUUCUUUUUUGGUUCUUGGGGUUGGGUUUUUGGGAUAGUGUCACGUGAUGAUGACGUGUCGCGAUCGUAGCGGCGUUAAUCACGUGACCGACGACGAUGGGAGCCUAAAAAUUCUUUAGUGUUUUACAAAUCGAACGUUGCAAAAUCAACCUCAUUUAAUUGUUAAUUACUACUAUAAUUUUUAUA